AUGGAAUUUGGACGUAUAUUUAAAACUGUUUUAUACGUCGUACCUGUAGGUAUUGCAAUUGUAGAUACAGUAGGCUAUGUAGCGAGAGUUAAAGGAAUUUCUAUGAGGCCAUCUCUCAAUCCUGUUUCUGAUUGUGUAGAUUUUGUUUUAUUAAAUAAAUGGGUCGUUAGAAAUUAUGAAAUUAAAAGAGGAGAUAUAAUUUCAUUGAUAUCUCCAAAAGAUCCGGAACAAAUAAUUAUAAAAAGAGUUGUCGGAUUAGAGGGAGACGUUAUUUCAACAAUCGGUUAUAAAUCUAAGGUAGUGACAAUUCCACAGGGACAUUGCUGGGUAGAAGGUGAUCAUGUUGGUAGUUCAUUUGAUUCAAAUACAUUUGGCCCUGUUGCAUUAGGAUUAAUUACGGCUAAAGCAACUCAUAUAGUUUGGCCCCCAUCAAGAUGGAGAUUCAGAUUAAAAAUAUGCUCAUAUAAAUUUAUCAAAGACUGA
Molecule: messenger RNA, 483 nt
Organism: Pediculus humanus corporis (human body louse)
Lineage: Eukaryota; Metazoa; Arthropoda; Insecta; Psocodea; Pediculidae
Product: mitochondrial inner membrane protease subunit, putative
Exons: 2
Coding region: 1-483 (160 amino acids)
Biological process (GO): mitochondrial respiratory chain complex assembly
Cellular component (GO): membrane; mitochondrial inner membrane peptidase complex
Molecular function (GO): serine-type endopeptidase activity
Source: RefSeq, a predicted model, not a curated record